AUGUACGCUGUGGAACAGGAAAGGGCCCAUCCGGUGCCGCCGCCGCCGCCGCCUCUCUCAAUGGAUCGCAUCUCUGCCCCGGCGGCUGGCUACCCAACGCCGGGCUCGGCCGGUCUACAGUCGGUCGACCACCUGGCGCCCAGGUCCUAUGUUCAUGAGGGCCGCAUCUGGUCUCUCCAGGUGGUACAGCAGCCCAUCCGGGCUCGCAUGUGCGGCUUUGGUGAUAAGGAUCGGAGACCAAUCACGCCGCCACCAUGUAUCCGGCUGAUCGUGCGCGAUGCACAAACAGAAAAGGAGAUAGAUAUCAAUGAGAUCGAUACUUCAUUCUACGUCCUGACCGUCGAUUUGUGGAAUGCCGAUGGCACCAACGAAGUGAACCUGGUCAAACAUUCCGCUACCUCGCCCUCGAUCUCGACUGCCAUGUCAUCCUCGUACCCUCCACCGCCGCAGAGCAUGUCUCCCACUUACUCCGCCUACAACAACCCAUACGGGCAACCCGUCUAUCCGGGGAUGAACAACUAUUAUGGCGGUGCUCAGAUGGGAUACCAGAACCCUUAUGGAGCUUCCCCACAGGCGGGCUACUACCCGAAUCAGUACUAUCAAGGUGGUGGCCAAAUGGCAACGGCCAUGUCCCCCGCUGGGGCACAGCCCGUCUCGGGUGGACCAGGCGGCAUGUUCACUCGCAACUUGAUCGGGAGUCUCAGCGCAAGUGCCUUCCGGCUGACCGACCCAGACAACAAAAUUGGUGUAUGGUUUAUUCUACAGGAUCUCAGUGUGCGAACUGAGGGUACAUUUCGUCUGAAGAUGAGUUUUGUCAAUGUGGGUACACAGUCCACGGAGACCAGCAACGGCACUCCCGUGAUCAACCACGGGAGUGCCCCAAUUCUAGCCUCGGUCUUCAGCGAGCCCUUCCAGGUCUUCUCGGCCAAGAAGUUCCCUGGUGUCAUCGAGAGCACGCAACUAAGCAAAUGCUUCGCCCUGCAGGGAAUCAAGAUCCCGAUCCGCAAGGAUGGUGUGAAGGGUUCCCGUGGGCGUGGCGGAGACGACGACGACGGCGACGACUACGAUUAG
Molecule: messenger RNA, 1071 nt
Organism: Penicillium riverlandense
Lineage: Eukaryota; Fungi; Ascomycota; Eurotiomycetes; Eurotiales; Aspergillaceae
Product: velvet factor family protein
Exons: 4
Coding region: 1-1071 (356 amino acids)
Source: RefSeq, a predicted model, not a curated record